Molecule: messenger RNA, 789 nt
Organism: Lolium rigidum
Lineage: Eukaryota; Viridiplantae; Streptophyta; Magnoliopsida; Poales; Poaceae
Product: expansin-B5-like
Exons: 3
Coding region: 1-789 (262 amino acids)
Biological process (GO): sexual reproduction
Cellular component (GO): extracellular region
Source: RefSeq, a predicted model, not a curated record
AUGGCGGGCAGCCGAGGCAAAUUGUUCCUACUUGCAGCGCUCGGCGUGCUGUCAAUCCUAUCGCUUCCGGCGGCAACGCACGGCUGGGCGUCGGGCGGCGCGACGUGGUACGGGGGGCCUUCCGGCGACGGAAGCGAAGGUGGCGCUUGCGGCUACAAAAGCGAUGUUGGCCAGGACCCUUUCUCGUCGAUGAUCGCCGCCGGCGGGGAAUCCCUCUUCAAGAAGGGCAAAGGCUGCGGUGCGUGCUACCGGGUCAAGUGCAAGGAGAACCCGGCCUGCUCCGGCAACCACGUGACCAUCGUCAUCACCGACUCGUGCCCCGACGCGCAAUGCCAGAAGAGGGCGCACUUCGACAUGAGCGGCACCGCCUUCGGCGCCAUGGCCAAGCCCGGCAUGGCCGACCAGCUCCGUAACGCCGGAGUUCUCAACAUCGAAUUCGACAGGGUGCCGUGCAAGUACCACGGCAAGAAGGUUAGCUUCAAGAUGGACGCGGGAGCCAACCCAUUCUAUCUCGCCAUGCUGGUCGAAUACGAGGCCGGCGACGGAGACCUCAACUCCGUGGAAGUCAUGGAAGCCGGCGGCACCAAAGGCCACGCGAAGUGGGAGCCAAUGCGGCAGUCGUGGGGCGCCCUGUGGUGCCUGGACUCCAAGACCGGGAAACCACUGCAGGCUCCAUUCUCCUUCCGGCUGACCUCGGGUAACGGCAAGGUGCUCGUCGCCAACAACGUCGUCCCCGCCGGCUGGAAUGCCGGAAAGGCCUACCAGUCCAAGGUGAACUUCCCCGCCUGA